This is a messenger RNA of Myripristis murdjan (pinecone soldierfish), 4149 nucleotides long. Its product is annotated as AFG3-like protein 1. The coding region runs from base 79 to 2457 and encodes 792 amino acids. Gene Ontology annotation, cellular component: membrane; m-AAA complex. Lineage: Eukaryota; Metazoa; Chordata; Actinopteri; Holocentriformes; Holocentridae. Gene Ontology annotation, biological process: mitochondrial protein processing. Gene Ontology annotation, molecular function: ATP hydrolysis activity; zinc ion binding; metalloendopeptidase activity. The record is from RefSeq and is a predicted model, not a curated record. The transcript is spliced from 17 exons.
AUCACAGGCUGCUGAUCUGAUGCUUGGGGACUCGGAUCCACUGAUCCAGCCCUCGACAGCCAGGGGUGACUAGCUGGCAUGAUGGGGCUGAUGUCUGUGAGCGUCGGGCCCUUCCGCAGCCGAGUGCGCCUCUGGGGCAGAGACUUCUCCACGAUCUGCACAACUUUUCGUAACAGUGCUGCUGUAGCGUCGAACACAUCAUUACUCCAAAGGAAGUCUGCAGCAUUAUAUCAACGCAAUUUCACACUUACUCGGUUACUUAGCUCCAACAAACCACCGAGAGGGUUUGAAAAGUUUUUCCCAAAGAGUGAUGAGAACCCCAGUGUCAACAAAUCAGCUGAGGAUGAGGAGGAUCAAAACACCAAAGACCAAGUGCCGCAGGGAGGAGGAGGCCGUGGGACAAAUGAGGAAGACAGAAGGAGAGGAGGAAAACAGGAAGAGUCAGACUGGUGGACGCGCUUUCAGGAUGAAUUUCCUUGGGAUGAAAAAACGCUGCGCAACAUCGCAAUUGGCGUAGCGGGUAUGGGAUCAGCUUUUCUAUACUUCUACUUCCGGGAAACAGGGGUUGAGAUCUCCUGGAGGGACUUUGUUCACCACUACUUGGGCAGAGGCUUGGUGGAUCGCCUCGAGGUUAUCAACAAACAGUAUGUCAAAGUGAUUCCUGCCAAUGGAGUGAACACAUCUGAAGUGAGCUACUUGUGGUUCAACAUUGGUAGUGUCGACACAUUUGAGCAUAACCUGGAGAUGGCUCAGCAGGAGAUGGGCCUAGACUGCACACGCAGAGUACCUGUGGUCUACACCAGUGAAAGUGAUGGGACUCUCCUAUUGAGCAUUCUCCCAACACUGCUACUGGUUGGCUUUCUAGUUUUAGCCAUGCGGCAGGGACCAAUGGCAGGAGGCCAGGGAGGUAGGGGACGGGGAAACCCCUUCAGCAUGAGUGAAUCCAAAGCCAGGAUAAUAAAAGACAACAUCAAUGUGCGCUUCAAGGAUGUUGCAGGCUGUGAGGAAGCCAAACUGGAGAUUUUGGAGUUUGUUAACUUUCUAAAGAACCCUCAACAGUAUCAGGACCUGGGAGCCAAGAUCCCCAAGGGAGCAGUAUUAUCAGGUCCACCUGGGACAGGGAAGACCCUGCUGGCAAAGGCCACGGCAGGAGAGGCUCAUGUGCCCUUCAUCACUGUGAAUGGAUCUGAGUUCCAGGAAAUGUUUGUUGGUGUGGGUCCAGCUAGGAUAAGGGAUAUGUUUGCCAUGGCACGAAAGAAUGCCCCCUGCAUCCUUUUCAUUGAUGAGAUAGACGCGGUGGGCAGGAAGCGAGGCCGAGGAAACUUGGGUGACCAGAGUGAGCAGGAAAACACACUCAACCAGCUGCUUGUUGAAAUGGAUGGGUUCAACAGUAGCACCAAUGUGGUUGUUUUGGCUGGCACCAAUCGACCUGAUAUCCUGGACCCAGCUCUGAUGAGGCCUGGACGCUUUGACCGACAUAUUUACUUAGGCCCACCAGAUAUAAAGGGCAGGGCGUCCAUCUUUAAAGUGCACUUGAAGCCUCUCAAGUUAGAUCCCACUAUAGAUGCAGAGGCCUUGGCUAGGAAAUUAGCUGCACUAUCUCCAGGUUUUACUGGAGCGGAUAUUGCCAAUGUGUGUAAUGAGGCUGCUCUAAUAGCGGCACGUCAUCUCAACCAGUAUAUCAGCACCAAGCACUUUGAGCAGGCAAUCGAGAGGGUGAUUGGAGGUCUCGAGAAAAAGACCCAGGUACUUCAGCUUCUUGAGAGGACUACUGUGGCGUACCAUGAGGCCGGCCACGCUGUGGUCGGCUGGUUCCUGGAGCAUGCAGAUCCCUUACUGAAGGUGUCCAUCAUUCCCAGAGGGAAAGGUUUGGGCUAUGCUCAGUAUCUGCCUAAGGAGCAGUACCUGUUCACGCAGGAGCAGCUGUUUGACAGGAUGUGUAUGAUGCUGGGUGGGCGUGUUGCUGAGCAGGUUUUCUUUUCCCGAGUCACCACCGGGGCACAAGAUGACCUCAGGAAAAUCACCCAGUCUGCCUAUGAACAGGUGGUACAGUUUGGAAUGAGUGAGGCAGUAGGCCAGGCAUCCUUUGACCUUCCUGCCCAGGGCAGCAUGGUAACUGAGAAGCCCUUCAGUGAACACACAGCGCAGCUAAUAGACCAGGAAGUCCGCUUGCUCAUAGACGCUGCUUACCAAAGAACCCAUCAGCUCGUCAUCGAUAAGAAAGACCUGGUGGAGAAGGUGGCAAAGCGUCUUCUAGAGAAGGAGAUCCUGGACAAGGCUGACAUGCUGGAGCUGCUGGGGCCUCGUCCAUUUGAAGAGAAAUGCGCCUAUGAGGAGUUUGUAGAAGAGACGGGAGAACUGGAGGAGGACACUUCUCUACCUGAGGGGCUAAAAGACUGGGACAAGAGCAGAGAGGAUCAGGAGCACCCGCAGCGCAAAUCAGCCCUUUACCUGUAGGUGGACAUGCAGCCCAGGCCAGAUGUGCUCCUGGACUAAUGUGAAGACUUCAGGGCUGGACCUUUUGUCCCAGACUAAUUCCUGUCAGACUUAAUAUUAUUAUGAAAGAAGCCCUUGUUCAUCACGCCGCAUGUCGCAGGAGGUGGGAUGGUGUUGUGGUGUGUAGGUCCAAAAUGGCAUAGUCUAUGCAACCUGCAAAUUUUGUAUAGAUUUUAAUUUAGGGUAGAUUUUAUGUUCAAAUGGGAAUACCAAAAAUGGACUUCUCAUUUUAUUUUGAGGGCAAAUUGAAGUCACUGAGCUAAGUUGCUAUGAAGGGUGCUUGUACAGCUUACCUUUCACUGAAGGUGCCUUAAUCUACCCUGUUUCCCUGACAUGUUGAUGGAAGACCUAGUACAUGGUGACACUGACAAACAUCCCACAGAUUUGUAGGAAUAUAUAGUUUUGCACAGAACCGUUAUUGAACUCGUGUUUUAAAAUACAUACCGGUAAUAUUUCAAUUCAAAAUUGAGAGUGCGUUGAGGCAUGUGCCUGCUAAAUACUGUAACAUGUUGCACUGACAUGUUUUUAUAUGAGCUACAUUUUAUUCCGAGGUUUCCCCAGAAGAUUGUCCUCAUCUAACCUUACUGAAUUUCAACAAAAAAUGUGCUCGUUCACCCCCAGGCUAUAUAGUAUAUGGUAGAUAUACCAAUAAAUCUAUACAAGGGCAACUAGAAUGCACUCCACCUCAGCAGCCACUCUGAAAAUGCCAGAAAUAUAUCCAAAAUAUCUUUCCCUAGGUGUGCGUUUUAAGUGGCUGGCAGGAAAGAAGGAUUAUUUUUAAAUGAAUGCUUAUUGAGUAGGGAACCUGAUGUUCUGUUUUCUCAGAUCUCUGAGAUUUCAAAGGUGCUUUGACUGUCUUUAAUCUUUUUGAAAUUCACCUGCAAUGUCAAAUCCUUCGUGUCUAAUAGUUCACUCCCGUGGCAGGCUCGUAGUCAGAGCAAAAAAUAUUCUAACCUCCCUGGAACUUUCUGUCUCAAGUGAAACACAAAAUUACCUUUUCUCACCAUCGCAGACUUCAAACAAAUGUUGACCCUCUUCAGCCUUGUUAUCAUGCAUCACACAAGGCAGCUGGUAGAUGAGAAUUCAUUGUUUGGGCAGACUGACAUUUUUUAAAGUAGUUUUUUCCUCCUAAGUAUCCAAGUGAUGAGAGUUAACUCCAUCAGCUCUGGUAUGAAGACACGACAAUAAACCUCCAUAAACUAGCACAGCGCAGGAUAGAUAAUACUGUACAUACAUCUGAACCCUGUAAAGAGGCUACAUUUAGGUCGCCUGCUGUUUUAUUACUAGGGGUAAAAGUUGAGCUCAGUGAAAAUCAAAUAGAAGGCAAUAAGAUGAUAUUCCACAUAGUGCCUCAAUGCUAGUUUUUGCUCUGAAACAGAUUUCAUAGGUCUUCAGUGCUCACACUACCUCACAGUCUCAGUAUCAAUAACUGCCUCUGAAAGGGAAGUGAUGUCUUUUGAAAAAAAACCUUUGAUCACAAAUAUCCCACUGCAGUCUGGUUACACAGGGUGUGUUUGUUUCCUUGUAAUUACUUGUAGUGAAAUGAUGCUUACUGCCUCUUGGACUAUUGCUGUGGUUAUAUUAUCAAUGAUGAAAUGAAUAAGUGCUCAAAAUGAAUGCAGGCUUAACUGACUAUUAAAUCUAUGGAUUCAU